AUGCCGAUGAUUCCUUCAACUAGCGUUGAUCAAGUCUUGGAACAUGUUAUAUCUCAUAUCAAGGCCCAUGUCAGUUCUAUCUCCAACAAUGCGAUCAAGCCUCCUUUCAUCCUCGGCUUAACUGGCCUUCAAGGCAGCGGCAAAUCUACAUGGACAGAUGCGCUCGUCAGUACUCUUCGCGACAAACACAAUUACCACACGAUAAACAUCUCUCUGGACGAUCUUUAUCUUGACCACGAUCGUCUUGUCAAGCUGCGCGAAAGACAGCCACCCAAUAAGUUGCUACAAACUCGUGGACAACCGGGAACCCACGACACGGAUUUAUCUCUUCAAUUUUUCAAAAGCCUCAUGAAUCCAUUGAAAGACAUUCUUCUACCAUCUUUUGAUAAAAGUCUUUUCAAUGGGGAGGGUGGAAGGGUGCCUUGUGAAAAGUGGAAGCGCAUUCCCGCAAGUGAGGCGGUUGAUAUAGUCAUCUUUGAAGGGUGGUGUGUUGGAUUCCAGCCUCUUGAAGAGGAUCAGCUUCGAUCACAAUGGCAUCAGGCUGCAGAGAUGGAAUCUAAAUCACAUUAUUCCACACAUACAUUGAAAGAUCAUUCCAUUCAGAACCUUUUGGAAGUCAAUGGUCAUCUUCGGCAAUAUUGUCAAUCAUUCAUGGGCCCUCAGCAUUUCAACUACUUGAUACAUCUAGAUACGGAUGAUCUUGUCAAUGUAUAUGAAUGGCGUCUCCAACAAGAACAUGCUAUGUGGAAAGCUAAAAACGAAGGAAUGUCUGAUGAAAGCGUUGUCAAAUUCGUGAAGGGUUAUAUGCCAGCGUACGAGCUGUAUUUGAAUCAGUUAAGAAAGGGAUUCUUUGCUGAUGGCGGGGAGAAAGGGCAGUUGCGGGUAGUUUUGGAUAAAGAGCGAAGGAUUACUAGAAUGUCUUCCACAUACUAA
Penicillium angulare is the source of this 933-nucleotide messenger RNA. RefSeq lists its product as uncharacterized. NCBI's taxonomy places the organism in Eukaryota, Fungi, Ascomycota, Eurotiomycetes, Eurotiales, Aspergillaceae. The record is from RefSeq and is a predicted model, not a curated record. Gene Ontology annotation, cellular component: cytoplasm. The transcript has a single exon. The coding region runs from base 1 to 933 and encodes 310 amino acids.